GGGAAGCAGGGCAGUGGGCUGACAUCUUAUCCGCAAACUCAAAACAGAGGUAUCAUUUUCUAGUCAAUGAUGCCCCAGUUCAGUUGUUUCUGGUAGGGUACGUGGAACAAACUUUAGGCCAAGGGUUACUAGUUCACUAUGGUAUUGUAAAAUCUCCUUUGGGCCGAUCAGUUUUCGACAGCGCACAGAGCUCCGUAUACUUGGUUUGCUAAAAUAUGUAUACUGUUGCUACAGCCACCUGUCUGUUUCAGGGUCUCCAUCAUUCUGUAUAAAUUCUCAGAUUUAAUAGGCAUGUCGGACAUAGCUAAGGAUAAGGCAGCGCGCCUGUUAAAGAAAAGAGGCAGCGUAUCCUCUCUAAGCAGCCAUGAAGUCAGAGCAAAAGAAAUCCUUGGAAAAAACAAAGACUCCAUGAGUACAGUGUCUUAUAUGGAUGAACCUGGCCAUGAUAUUCCUCGUCUUGCCAUUCAAUUGGAGAACACUUAUCAGCUGGGUAUGGAACACUUCCUCCUCCAUCUCACACUAAAAAAAAUAAGCUCAAUACAGGUUAUUAAGGCUCGGGUAAAAGACCUUAUGAUACCAAGGUACAAAAUUAUUGUGAUUGUACAUAUUGGACAACUAAAUGAACAGAGCAUGCGAAUUGGAAGCAGAUGCGUUUGGGAUCCUGCAAGUGAUACAUUUUCAUCGUAUGUUUUCAAAAAUACCUCACUAUUUGCUCUUGCAAAUGUCUAUGCUGUUUAUUUUGAAUAAUGAAAAGCUCUAGUUUAUUAGUGGAAGAAAAAUAUCUAACUUAUCGUGUUUAUAUUGUAGAAAAACUGUUAGAAGACAGGUUUCAGUGGUAGCCGUGUUAGUCUGUAUCAGCAAAAAAAAAUGAGGCGUCCUUGUGACACCUUAGAGACUAACAAAUUUAUUUGGGCAUAAGCUUUCUUGGGCUAGAACCCACUUCAUCAGA
Molecule: messenger RNA, 949 nt
Organism: Caretta caretta (loggerhead turtle)
Lineage: Eukaryota; Metazoa; Chordata; Testudines; Cheloniidae
Source: RefSeq, a predicted model, not a curated record